Molecule: messenger RNA, 534 nt
Organism: Symbiodinium pilosum
Lineage: Eukaryota; Dinophyceae; Suessiales; Symbiodiniaceae
Source: the annotation of a GenBank genome assembly
GCCACUCAUGAGCCAGACGAGCACGUCCGCAUUGUGCCUCAGAAGCAAACCAGCGGAGAGGCAAAGGGCUCCUGUGAGUUUGGGGCUCACGUGACGACACAGCGCAACUUAAGCGGUGGUCUUCACGGCCAAGGCUUCAUGGCAAAGCUUCAAAAAGGUCUCGAGGGUCUUGGGCUGACUGUCCGUCUCCAUCCUGAUUUGCAGACUGGUGUUCUGGUUGUCGACGUUCACCCACAGGGCUCUGUGGCCAAGUACAACACGCAACAGCGCGCAUCAGGCUCCUCCAUGUUAAUUCGUCCCAGGAUGCUGAUCACGGAAGUGAAUGGCAUCCAAGGGAACGCUGAGGCCAUGCUUGAGGCGCUUUGUCGAAGCCUUUCGUUGCAGUUGCGGUUACGUGCGGCCAGUGCAACAGAGCUGGCUGAACGAAAACAUGCAUCUCCAAAGGAGAUUGUAUCCAUGAUGAAUGCGAUACGCGCCGUUCGCAUUCUGCAAAGUACGGAAAGUCUGCCGCGAAGCCGAUCCCGCCAUUCAUGA